Molecule: messenger RNA, 8474 nt
Organism: Alosa alosa (allis shad)
Lineage: Eukaryota; Metazoa; Chordata; Actinopteri; Clupeiformes; Clupeidae
Gene: pkd1l2b
Product: polycystic kidney disease 1 like 2b
Exons: 41
Coding region: 358-7914 (2518 amino acids)
Biological process (GO): detection of mechanical stimulus
Cellular component (GO): membrane
Molecular function (GO): protein binding; carbohydrate binding; calcium ion binding
Source: RefSeq, a predicted model, not a curated record
AACUGUUGCUGCUCAAAAUGCAGUACACAGAAAUAGCAUCUCACCAAUGAAUGGCCAACUUCACAAACCUUAUCUUCCAAAGCAGACAGUGGUCCUGAUACCUCACUAUCCACCCUCUGGGAUUACAGAUUGGCCUGCAGUUAUUUACCCAUGGGCCUUUUACAGCAUGUUCACUACAGGCCAUUGUUCACAGUAACACCACAAUGGACGCCUCACAAAGCAACCAAACAGCCAGUCCGCUGUGUGCGAACAGGUCAUUUUAUGGGCCUGGAGUGAUAUGAAGGAAACUGACGUCAGCAUGCUUUAAAUGUGCAGAGCUUUAAGGCUGCCUGCACCAGUUCACAGGUAGUGGCAAAGAUGGUUAAAGGUGUCCUUGCAGAGGUGGUUCUGCUAGCGAUUUUACACAUAGCCGCAACGCGUGGUCAAGACCCCACAGAGGCGCUGGGCUGUCCAGAGCACCAGGAGCCUUUUGACGGCUCCUGCUAUGAGUUUGUGGCGCAGCAGCGCACCUUCCAGAACGCCCAGCGCUGGUGCGAACGAGGCGGAGGGCACCUGGCGUUUAUUCUGAACGAUGAGACCCAGCAGUUCCUCCAGCGGCACAUCCAGCCCCAGCAGGACUGGUGGAUAGGGCUGGCCCCGGCGUCCAGCAACCUCACCCUGGACUCAGCUGCGGCAGAGGGAACGCUCUCCUGGCUCGAUGGCUCUGAUGUUAGUUACUCUAACUGGGCGAGUGAACCCUCAAUAGGAGCCAGGUGUGGUUACAUCCUCCAGGGCUCUGGCUUUCAAUGGGAGGCCACAGACAACUGCACCCAAGAGAUGCACUUCGCCUGUGAAUUUGAAACUGGGAAAUCUAUGGCUUGUGCAAACUACAAUGCAACACUUCAGUGUGGCUCUGGGCAGGUGAUAGAGGUGGACGACAGCUUCUUUGGGAGGAAGACGAUACACUACUGCCAGGGGUUCACCUCUUCCUCGAUCACGUCCUCACAAGAGGAGUGCAGCUGGGUGGAUGUAGUACAUUUAGUAGAAGGGCAGUGUCACGGACUGCAGGCCUGCCAAGCUCUGGCAGAUGCAUCAUCCUUUGGAGAACCAUGCCCUGGUCUUGGAAGCUACUUGUCUGUGGAAUAUCAUUGUAAAGAUGGUCUUCACCUGCUCAUGGGCAAGUUGGCUGCUGUGUUUGACAACGUCACAAUCCAGGUGAAGUGGCUUUUGCACCCGUUCCAGGGUAACCUGACAUGCACACUCAUUGCAGGGGAUGGCCACAUCAUUGACCCCUACAUUCCUGAUGAGUCACAGGCCAGUGUGGUGCAUCAGUACAGCUAUCCAGGGGUCUUCACUGUCGGGGUGGAGUGCACCACCAGUGAGUGGCACGUCACUGCACAGAAGACCAUCACCAUCCAGGAGCCACUUGGGGAAUAUGGAGUGGUCAAGUGCUACAGCAUGGGCCAGCCAAUGAACAGCACAAACUGCAAAGCCUUUGCUAACAACCCUCUUACAAUCCAGGUCAAACUGGACGCAGGAAGCAAUGUCACCUACAAAGUUCAGAGAGAUGGCACAUUGUUGGCCUCGUCGUCCGCUGCUGUGGGCAUAGUCCCUCACAACAUCACCCUGGGUCCAGAGGAGGUGCAGAGCCUGAUUCCAGGCUGUCAUCGGCUGACUCUGCUGGCCUCUAACAACGUCACGGCUGCUGACCCCUCCACAGCGCUGGAGGUGUGUGUAUUGGAUCCGGUGCAGGGGCUGCAGGCGUCCGUGUCCACCCAGGCCAGGCCGUGCCCCGAGGCGUAUCUCCACAUCACCGUCUCUCUGGACUACGGGGCCCCCGCGCAGCUGCUCUUCCAGAUAUCCGACAGUGACAACAACACUGUCCAGGAGACGAGAGAAGUGGACAGUGGCAGUCUUCAGGUUUUCAACAUCUCAACAACCGUCCAAGGAAUGGUACAAGUGAAGGUCAAAGCAUGGAAUACAUUCUCAGCCACAGAGCAGGAUGCAGGAAAUACAACAGUGCUUUGCCUCCCUGAGAUAGAACUACUGUCAAAUGAUGCUCAAAAUUCAACAGAGGAGCAUCUGAGAAUUCCAAGAGCCAGUGUUAAUAUCCAGAUGGACCCUAAUAAGCCCAACAUUGGUGACCCAAGCGUCGAGCUUGAGAUCAAUGGACAUGGAAAUUCAGAUUUACACUGGGAAUGCAUUGGGAAUUGUAUAUGUUCUGACACCUCUAAUGAGAAGAAAAUUGUGAUUCCUAAGAAAUGCCUACAAAAACCUUUUGAAUAUGUGGUAUACUCUCUGACUGUUACAAAGAAGACAGGAAAUAAAGAAGUGUCGACGGCAACCAAAUGUGUAACCCUUACUCCAAGGAGAGAAAUAACUGUCACAAUACACUGUCAGGACUGUAACUCUAUCAACAUUCUAAAUGACCUCAACCUAAAAGUGGAUUGUCCAGGUUGUCAGACAAUAGUGUGGUUAAUUGAGGACACAUCUCCAGUCCCUGCUGCCCUCAGCUCCUGUUACAGCAAUGGUGAAAAGCGAUUCCGAGAGGUAGCGAACUCAGUCAGCUCAUGGGCAGUCCCAGCAGCGACCCUUCAGAGUGCACAGCAGCUCAUCACAGUCAUUGUUUAUGGCACAAAAGAUACAGGAGGUGGUAACAUAGAGUCCGGUUAUAGUGAAUUUGGCAUUACAUUACCUCAACCCGGUGCCUCAAGUGUGACCACACCCUCAACUGUGACCGCAGCCUCAACUGUGACCACACCCUCAAGUGUGACCAUAGCCUCAAGUGUGACCACAUCAGCCUCUGUUACAUCGUCAGCCUCUCCCGGGACAACUGCAAGUCCACCCAGUGUCCUGUCAUGCUGGACAAACCGCACUGCUGGAGAUGUUCUUUCUCCAUUUACCUUCACUUGCAGUGUAACCCAGUCCUUCUGUAGCCUUGCACCUUGCACCUACUGCCUCAACACUGCCAGUGGCAAUUACCUUUAUUGUGGUAAUAACCCUAGCGAGAGGUCACUCUUUCUGUCACUAGGAGACAGGAGUAAUGACUACACCCUAACUGUGGUUGUAACUUUGCAGAACUCAGCUAGACAAACCUUAAACACCACAAUUCUCGUCAAGGUGAGGGACUCUGUUUCGGAGUCCUCUGUGCAGGAUCUCCAGAACCUGGUGUCAAAUCAGGUGGCAGAGUUACAGAGCCAAGGCCAGUUUACAGGGGCAGCCUUAGCUCAGAUGUACCAAACCGUGUCCAGUGCAUUGAAUGGAGGCUACAAUGACGAGGACAAGAGUGCAAGAAAAGAGCUCAGAGAGCAGAUGGUCACCAAUAUGUUUGUAGCAAUAGAGAGUGUCCCCAUGGGGAGCCCAGAGGAGGUGCAGGCAGUCGCCAGUGCUGUGGCCGAACUUACUAAGCAGGAUGAUGAGCUGACCACAGACACACAGAUUCAGGCAAGCAGUAUUUUGUCAAAGCUCAGCAAGUCCCUCAACUCACUUCCACUCCCUGAAAGUAAUGUAAAUGAGAAGAUGUUGGAAGCAUCCAAGCCUCUCAUUGAAGCUGCUAGUAACAUCAUUGUGGUCUCAGCAGCGACAGAUAAACAGAAUGAGAUCUCCGAGCACUUACUCAGUGCUGUAGACAACGUCCAGAGUGCCCUUCUGGUUGGGAAAAAGACCAGCCAUGGGCCCACAGUCAUAACCACUCCUCAGAUUAGUUUAUAUGUCAACAGAAUGUCUCCAAAGAACCUUGUGAAGCAGCCAUUCACCAUUCAGAACUCUAGCUCCAGCUCUGCCAGCUUUGCUUUCCCACCUUUAGGUCUCUCUGUUGUGUCAUCAACGCCCGUGGAUGUCCGGAUGAUGACCUUUGAGACAAACCCAUUUGGCUGGAAUACAGCGCAGUCCAUCAAUGGCACAGUGGGGGCUCUGUCUCUCACCCAACAGAAUGGCUCCCUUAUCCCUGUUGCUAACCUGACAAACGAGAUUGAGAUUUUCUUGCCGAGGCAAUUGGUUGCUGAAGUGAACAGCACCUUUCUGGACCUUGGAAACUUCAGCACCAUCGUGAUCAAUGUGACGUCCCCUAACGUGUCCCUGGUGCUCAAGCUGGACCCCUCAGAAGACGUCUCCUUACAUUUGCUAAUAGGGUUCCAGGAGCACCCCAACGACACACACUACGAGGCACAAACCUACCUGCCGCAUGACAGAGACACACAAGAGGAGAGAUACACAUGGGUGUUGAGCCCCAGGGAUAUGACCAUAGAUGAAGGCGUAUACUACCUUCUGGUGAGGCCUGUGGUUGGGGCAGGAGUCAACUCUACAAAAGUCACAGUCUCCAUCACGUCCAUUGCUGCUCAGUGUGUGUACUGGGAUGAACUAAAGCUAAACUGGAGUGACUAUGGAUGCAGGGUUGGCCCCCUGACUACACCCCUGGUCACGCAGUGCUUGUGCAACCACCUGACGUUCUUUGGGAGCUCCUUCUUCGUCAUGCCCAACGUGGUGGAUGUGAGCCAGACAGCUCAACUUUUCAGCACUUUUGUGAACAAUCCGGUGGUGGUGUGCUUUGUUGGUGCUAUUUUCCUGGCCUACCUCAUGGUGGUAAUAUGGGCACGACGGAAGGACAUUCAGGACACAGCAAAGGUUAAGAUUACUGUGCUAGGUGACAACGACCCCCUGGCAGAGUACAGAUACCUGCUCAACAUCAGCACUGGGCACCGACGCGGAGCUUCUACAUCCUCACAGGUGACAGUGACUUUGCUGGGCACUGAGGGCGAGAGUGAACCACACCAUCUGACUGACCCAGACAAGCCAGUGUUUGAGAGAGGCGGGGUAGACAUGUUUUUACUGACCACGCCGUUCUCGUUGGGCGAACUGCAGAGUAUCAGGCUCUGGCAUGACAACUCAGGGAAUCACCCUGGCUGGUACAUUAACAAAGUGAUGGUGCAGGACAUUGAGACGGGGCAGAAAUGGCACUUCCUCUGCAGCUCGUGGCUCGCCAUAGACAUGGGGGAGUGUGUCCUGGAUAAAGUGUUUCCUGUAGCCAGAGAAAUGGACUUAAAGAAAUUUAGCAAUCUGUUCUACAUGAAGACAGUGAAAGAUUUCCGUGAUGGCCACAUCUGGUUCUCUGUGGUCAGCCGCCCCGCAAACAGCAACUUCACAUGUGUGCAGCGCGUCUCCUGCUGUUUCUCUCUGCUACUAUGCACCAUGCUGACCAGCAUCAUGUUCUAUGGUGUGCCCACAGAUCCUGCUGAGCAGACCAUGGACUUGGGUCACAUUGAGUUCACUUGGCAGCAAGUGAUGAUUGGCGUCCAGAGCUCCAUCAUCAUGUUUCCCAUCAACCUCCUCAUUGUCAGCAUCUUCAGAAACACACGCCCGCGGGAGAGGAAGUCCAAGAAGCCUGUAAAGGACAAGAGUAAAGCGGACACCUGCAAACAGGCCAAGAGUGGCCGUGUGUCACCAACCCAGCCGCCCUCCCCUGAGAGCCAGCACAGGGACAUAACACCAGAAGCCGUAACCAAGGACAUAAGAAGAAUAGCACAGUCACUCUCCAAGGUGAUGAAGAACCCUCUUCCCAGGAUAGAUGUGACAUCUGGCAAAAACCCUGACAUCAACACGCUUCUUUCACUCGUGGAAGACAUCAUCCGGCAGCAAAACCGUGCAGGGGACAUGUUUUACACAGACAGCUCCAAGUUCACGGUCACUUUGGAAGAGAACCCUUCCUCUGAGAGCCCAAAGAAAACAUCCAGUGACGGCCAGAAAGGCAGCCUUCACAGCCAGUACCUCUACCGGCAGCUUCAGCACGUGGAGAAAGAUCUGGGCCUGCUGGGGCCCGAGCGCUUCUCCAACCCCGACAGCUACAGCCAGGCCGUGCAGCAGGUCCGGGGCAUGAAAGGCCUCCUGGAGCCCCACCUGUCCUCCACCUCCAACGGAGACCACCCCAGCCGCAGCCCCAGCCCCGAGGACAGCGCCGAGGGAGGGGACAGUAGUGGUGGCAAGAGAUGCUGUCAGGGAGGCCUGCCCUGGUGGUUCGUGUUCCUGGGCUGGCUUCUGGUGGCGGCGACGAGCGGGGUGUCGGCGUUCUUCACGAUGCUGUACGGGUUGAAAUACGGGAAAGAGCGCUCUGUCAACUGGCUCAUCUCCAUGCUGGUGUCCUUCUUUGAAAGCCUUUUUAUCACUCAGCCUUUGAAAGUGCUUGGGUUUGCGGUUUUCUUUGCCCUAGUGCUGAAGAAAGUUGACCAGGAGGAAUAUGGUGAUGUUCCUAUUGAGGAAUCAGUGUCGAAUACAGGUGAUCCUGAUGCCGUACGUAUUGCACGGAGAGACAGCACAUGCAGUUUCUACCAGCCGCCACCACCCUCAGACAUUGAGAGGAUGAGAAUGAAUAUGAUCAAGGAACAGAAAGUGUUUGCCCUCAUCAGAGAGAUUCUCAUAUACAUGGGGUUUAUGUGGAUGUUACUCUUGGUUGCCUAUAGUCAGAGGGAUCCAAACGCGUUCUAUCUGACCCGGCACAUUCAGCAAAGCUUCAGCAGUGGGAUCACAGACUCGAUGAGCCACAAGGAGGUGUUUACGUGGGCCAACACGUCGCUUCUGAACAACAUUUUUGGACAAUAUCCAGGCUUCAUAACAGAUGGGAAUUCCAAACUUAUUGGCAACGCCCGCCUUCGCCAGGUGAGGGUGCAGAAAGACUCUUGUCGCAUUGCCCGCUCCAUGGAACUGUCGGUCACAGACUGCCAUGCGCCGUACUCUUGGGAGAUAGAGGACAGGGGCUCCUAUGGACCAGGCUGGAAUCGCACCAGGGAUACAAACACCUCCCAGGCUGCUGCCUCCGGCCCCUGGCAAUACCUGAGCCAGUCCCGACUCAGAGCUCAUCCCAUAUGGGGCAACGUGGCCCUGUACAGAGGAGGAGGCUUUGUGGUGGAGCUGGGCCCUGACCUGACCAAUGCUACAAGUGCGCUUCAGUACUUGUUUGACAACAGAUGGCUGGAUGUUUACACUCGUGCUAUCUUUGCGGAGUUCACUGUGUACAAUGCCAACAUCAACCUCUUCUGCAUUGCUACACUAAUGCUAGAAACAACAGCUGUGGGUGCAUUCCAGUACCGUAGUGAGAUACAGACUGUCCGUCUCUAUCAGUCUACGGGUGGUUUACACAUUUUUGUCAUGGCCUCUGAGGUCAUCUACUUUCUUUUCAUUCUCUACUACAUGUAUGUCCAGGGCAAACUAAUGAGGCAGCAGAAGUGGGCUUACUUUAAGACUAAGUGGAACCUUCUUGAGCUGGCCAUCAUCAUCCUCAGCUGGAGUGCACUGAGUGUGUUUAUCAAAAGAACAUUGCUGGGAAACAGGGACCUGGAAUUAUAUCAAAACAACAAGGACCAGUACAUCAGUUUCCAUGAGACUGCCACAGCGGAUGCGGUGCUGGGCUACCUGAUCGCCUUCCUGGUUCUCUUGUCCACCAUUAAGCUGUGGCACCUCCUGCGGCUCAACCCCAAACUGCACCUUAUCACCUCCACCCUGCAAAGGGCCUGGACAGACAUCUCAGGCUUCCUGCUGGUCAUGACCAUCAUGUUUCUGGCCUACUCUAUUGCUUGCAACCUAAUGUAUGGCUGGAAGCUGUCUUCAUACAGGACUCUCAUUAAUGCAGCACAGACUAUGGUCAGCCUACAGCUUGGUAUCUUCAAUUAUGAAGAGGUGUUAGAUUAUAACCCAGUUCUUGGUGCAUUCCUAAUUGGCUCUUGCAUCAUCUUCAUGACCUUUGUGGUGUUGAAUCUCUUUAUUUCCGUGAUCCUGGUGGCAUUUAGUGAAGAGCAACUUCACCAUAAGCCAUCUGAAGAGGAGGAGAUAGUGGACCUGAUGCUGAUGAAAUUCUGCAGUCUGUUUGGGAUCAAAAUUCAGAAGAAAGGAGAAGCGAGUGGCUCCUUCUCUGCCACUAACAAUCCAGCACCAUCUGUCAUAUCGUAAAACUAUUGGUUGUCCAUUGUUAUUUAAGUAUGAGUAGAAUGUCUGUGUUUUGAGUAAUGGUGUAUAACAUGAAGCAAAAUCCAGUUGCUGCUUUUGGUUCUUGUUGAAGUAUGUUGCUAACUCGAAACCUAAAUAUCCUAAGAUUCCAAGAUUUGGAGAAAGUAGUUGCAAUGUGUUAAGGAACAUUCUGUGGCUUCCAUAUGUGAAUUAUUUUAAACUGUGUAAACAUUGUAAACUGUCCACAUUAUCAUUACAAGAUCAUAGUGAAAUUAUAGUGAAACUUCCUAGCUAUACUAAUUAGCACUUGACUGGAACAUUGCACACUUUUUGUGGUGUGGAAUAAAUACAUUAGGAUAAAAAAAAUGAUGUGGCAUAUUUUGAUGUAAUGUUCCAAGUUCAAACAUUAUUCUGGUGCAGAAUUCCACUGGAUAUUUCAUUUGUGUAAAUCUUUAUAAUGCACAAUGAACACACCUGUUGUAUCUUUCUUGUUUAUGUUUCUAAAUAAAGAGACACUGUAGAGCAUUUAAGGGGUUUCAAAAAGAUAUUAAUGAUGUACUGCC